Molecule: messenger RNA, 3819 nt
Organism: Periconia digitata
Lineage: Eukaryota; Fungi; Ascomycota; Dothideomycetes; Pleosporales; Periconiaceae
Source: the annotation of a GenBank genome assembly
GUGACAUGGGGCGAAUGGCGUUAUGUCAUUCCCAAGCGCACAGACCACCGCUCUAUCGCGCUUCGCGUCGCGUCCAACGCCUUUGCGACCCGUGCGGUGGAUGGUGCAUCGACGCUCCCGACCGUGAACACAACUCCCAAACACUUUUUCCCACUUUUUCAGUCCCCCAUUCUCUCACGAUUCACAAUGGUUCGUGGGAUAGAAGGCAACGAGAUGUCGACUCCUAAAUCUUCAUCUCAGAAGAAAAAGCAGCCCGCCUCUGGGUCACAAUCCAUGAAAGGCCAAAAAUCCAUCUUGGGGUUUUUCCAGAAGAAGUCUACCAAUUCGCCCAGUCCCGCCCCUUCCGACUCAAAAACAGUCAAGCAACAGAGUCCCGUAUCGACCCUAUCGAAAUCUUUCAGCAAAGCCCACGUAGACCUCACGCCACAGCCGAGCAGCGACCCGGUGCUGCCAUCGAGCCCAAUUAAACAGGAAAAGGAUACUGCGUCGGGCAAGAAUAAGGAAAAUGGUGUUGGUGUUGCAGCUAGCAGUCCCUCUAGAAAGGCAAAGAAGACAGUCAACUAUGCCGAAUCAGAUGACGAUGAUGAAGACGAAGACGAUGUAUUCAAGCCCAUCGCCAACGGUGCUAGGAAGGGAAGGUUGCUCAAGCGAAGGAAAGUGGUUUCAGACGAUUCUGAUGACGAGUUUGGGCUGGACGAUGCUACCCAGCAGGCUAUUCUCGAAGACGACCUGGACGACUUUAUAGCUCCCGACGAUUCCGACGAAGAUGUUCCCGUCUCCAAGAAGAGAAAGCGACCGCAGUCGACAAAGUCCAGUGCUAAAUCACCGCUGAGAUCCUCUCCACCACUCGCGCCUAAGGACGAAGACGACGAGAAAGACGAGGAUAUUGCAAUGGCAAACAGCACAUCAACCGCUCAGCAGUGGACGUAUGAUCCGGAAAACCUGAAGCCAUUAUAUUCACCUCGACUGGCUACUGAGGUGAUCAAGAAAGAUAAAAGAUUGGCUAAACAGAAAGCUUCCGCCUCCGAGCCUACAGAGAGGCAUACAUGGCUUGCACACCCCCUAGAUGCCGAUCGACGACCCCCUGAUCACCCAGACUACGAUCCGCGCACGCUGUACAUUCCACCAGGAACAAAGUUCUCCAGCUUUGAACAACAAUAUUGGGACAUAAAAUGCAAAUUCUGGGACACGAUUGUAUUCUUCAAGAAGGGAAAGUUCUAUGAACUAUACGAAAAAGAUGCUGUGAUUGGCCACCAGCUGUUUGACCUCAAGCUGACUGACCGUGUCAAUAUGUGCAUGGUCGGCGUGCCAGAGGCUUCACUUGAUAUGUGGGCCAGUCAGUUCGUUGCCAAAGGGUACAAAGUCGCCAGGGUCGACCAAAUGGAGUCAGCGCUCGCAAAGGAAAUGCGGGAGCGCGAUGGCAAGACGGGGCCUACGAAAGGCAGUGCUAAAGCUGACAAAGUGAUACACCGUGAGCUGGCGCAAGUUCUUACAUCAGGCACUCUGGUCGAUCCCGGUAUGCUUCAAGGCGAUAUGUCCACAUAUUGCAUGGCCAUCAAGGAGAUGGAACGUGAUAAUCUCCCUACUUUUGGCAUAGCAUUCGUCGAUUGUGCUACCGCACAGUUUCAGCUUUGUGAAUUCAUCGACGAUAUCGAUCUAACCAAAUUCGAAACACUCAUUGCACAGAUCAGACCCGGCGAGCUACUUAUGGAAAAAUCUUGCCUCUCUGCAAAGGCUCUGCGGAUACUGAAGAACAAUACUGGGCCAACCACGGUAUGGAACUAUUUGAAACCGGCCGAAUUCUGGACCGCCGAUAGCACGAUGAGAGAGAUCGAAGUAUCCAAAUACUUUGAGUCUUCAACUGAUGCCAACAUUGACGCGUGGCCGUCAGUGCUCCGUGAAGCCCGUGAACAAGAGCUGGUCAUGUCUUCGUUUGGUGCUCUGCUUCAUUACCUGCGUGGACUCAAGAUUGAACGUGAUUUGAUCACUCUCGGCAACUUUGAAUGGUAUGACCCGAUCCGCAAGCUGACCAGCUUGGUUCUCGACGGGCAAAGCUUGAUCAACCUUGAAAUAUUUGCCAAUACCUUCGACGGUGGAGUUGAAGGCACUCUGUUUGCGAUGCUGAACAGAUGUAUAACUCCUUUCGGCAAGCGACUCUUGAAGCAAUGGGUUUGCCAUCCUCUGGCCGACGCGAACGAAAUCAAUGCGCGUCUCGACGCUGUCGAUGCGUUGAACGCGGAUACCAGUAUUACGAACAACUUCAGAUCGUCUCUAAGUAAGCUCCCUGACUUGGAACGCUUGAUCUCCCGGGUUCACGCUGGCCGUUGCAAAGCCCAAGACUUCUUGAAGGUGUUAGAAGGGUUUGAGCAAAUCGAGUACACCGUCAGUAUGCUCCAACAGUUCGGGGACGGUGAGGGCGUCAUUGGCCAACUCAUCUCCUCUAUGCCUGAUCUCGCCGGUGCUCUGGAGCAAUGGAAGGAUGCAUUCGACCGUAACCUAGCCAAGUCGGAAGGUAUCCUAGUCCCUGCUCCUGGAGUUGAAGAAGAGUUCGACGAGAGCCAGCAGGAGGUUGACGAGUGUGUCGCCAAUCUCGAGGAGCUUCUGAAACAGACUCGGAAGUCUCUGGGGUCAUCAGCCAUCUGUUUCACCGACAUUGGUAAAGAAAUUUAUCAGCUUGAGGUACCUAAAAAAGUCAAGGUGCCUAAGCAUUUUGAUCAAAUGUCUGCUACAGCCAAGUGCACCCGAUACUACACUCCCGAAUUGCGCAAGCUAGUGCGGGCCCUGCAAGAGGCUAGGGAAACGCAUGGACAACGCCUUCGAGAGGUUGCAACCCGGUUCUGCGCCAAAUUCGAUGUGGACUAUGCGACCUGGCUCGCUGCCGUCAAGAUUAUUGCUAAGCUCGAUUGUCUGAUCAGUCUCGCAAAAGCGUCUGCUUCACUGGGCGAACCAAGCUGCCGACCAACCUUCAGCGAGGCAAAACGGACCAUUGUUGAAUUUGAGGAGCUCCGACAUCCCUGCAUGCUCAACACUGUGGACGACUUCAUUCCUAAUGAUAUCAGACUCGGUGGUGAAUCUCCAAACAUCGAUCUACUCACCGGUGCCAACGCCGCUGGAAAGUCGACUAUUUUACGUAUGACUUGUAUUGCGGUCAUCAUGGCCCAGGUCGGAUGUUAUCUGCCUUGCACAUCUGCUACGCUGACUCCCAUUGAUCGCAUCAUGUCGCGUUUGGGAGCGAACGACAAUAUCUUUGCCUCCCAAUCGACCUUCUUCGUCGAGCUUUCGGAAACUCAGAAAAUCCUUUCAGAGGCAACGCCACGCUCACUCGUGAUUCUCGACGAACUCGGCCGUGGCACGUCCUCAUACGACGGUGUCGCAGUGGCCCAGGCUGUAUUGCACGAUAUCAGCUCUCGCGUUGGCUGUGUCGGCUUCUUCGCAACCCACUACCGCUCUCUGGCAAAGGAAUUCGAAUACCACCCCGAAAUCUGCAACAAGCGAAUGCGCAUCCACGUCGACGAUGAAUCAAAAUCCAUCACCUUCCUCUACAAGCUCGAAGAAGGUGUGGCUGAGGGCAGCUUUGGUAUGCACUGUGCUGCCAUGUGCGGCAUCCCUAGCAAAGUCAUUGAGAACGCCGAAGUGGCUGCUCGAGAGUGGGAGCACACUUCUCGACUAGGUGAGCGUUUAGAGUCCAGCAAAGGAGAGGAUGGCGUGUACGUCCCGCUCGGCCUGCAGAGCGACUUGGCGUGGGUGCUGAGGGAAGGCUUGGAAGGCGUCGGCGAACGGACGCUGGAUGUGUUGAGGGAAGCCAUUGCCGCUUUGUGA